This is a messenger RNA of Ilyonectria robusta, 3759 nucleotides long. RefSeq lists its product as uncharacterized. The transcript is spliced from 4 exons. Lineage: Eukaryota; Fungi; Ascomycota; Sordariomycetes; Hypocreales; Nectriaceae. The record is from RefSeq and is a predicted model, not a curated record. Bases 1 to 3759 code for a protein of 1252 amino acids.
AUGGCAGAGACGGAUGCCCCCAACUGGGGCUUUGGCUUACCACCCAUGAACAUUAACCCCGUUGGAACGUCCUUCGUCACCCACUUUCAGACUUGCGACGCCACCGAGAUGCCCUCUUUGAACACCGCCGAUACAAACACCAUGUCCUGGAACGCGAAUUUCGCCAUCCCCGUCCCUCAUACCCGACUCCCCGCGUGGUCCCGCGUCGCGAUUCAACCUCAUGCCUCUACCAGCUUUACUGGUCCUAUUAUGAAGCGCGUUGGUCUCUGCGCCCGACGACCUAUGAUGAACGCACACACCGCUGCGCAGACCCAAACAUUUGUCAAGCCUGUACCUGAGCCCGAAACCCGCGAGGUGGAGACUCGUAACAUCCGGAGACGACUCGAGAAGUACCAGCCUGCCCAGGAGGAGGCUCAGUUUGAGGGCCGACCUUCCUCGCGAGCACAGGUGGCUGCUAUGAUUAUGCAGGCCAAGGUUGACACUUCCAACAACUUCAUGCUUUACUCAUCCUCGACCUCUUGGGAGGACAAGAAGCAGUGCCGACGCGGUACCUACGUCCAAGUCACCCCAGUCAAGCGAUAUGCCGGCUCCGACAUGCCCAAGGGUAUCGACCCUGUUGGCGGCAACAAGUUCAACAUUUACAACGAAGUGAUGCCAAUCAUCAUCCGCGCCUUGAAGAAGGGUAUGGACGAGGUGGACUACACCACUGCCUCCAUUGCCGAGACUUCUUCCAUCAUGCUCGACAUUCGCAGAGAUCCUCGACGACAUGUGGCCGCACGAGGUGUUCCAGACCUGUCUGAUAUUGCCGAUGUGACGGAGCCUCUAAGCCCUCACAUGAUUAAACCCCCCACCCUCAAGGCCGAGUCGCGAUCCCCUCGAAAGCGAAUUGCCCGACUCACAAGCCCCAUCAAGAAUGGACUCCACCGUAUUACCAGCAGCAUUGUCAAGCUGGUCCCUAGCGCUAGCCCCAAGGCUGAGCCUUCUCCUACCAAGUCGGCAUCUGCGCCAUCUACUCCCCUCAGGCUGUCUCCCACCCCCACGAAGCAUGCCAUUACUCCAGCUGGCAACUCUAGCCCCUUGUCGCGAUUGUGGCAUACCGCGCCCCAAAACCUCUCGAUUGAAGAGUCACCCGCCCGUCCUGGUCGCGUUUUCCGAGCACCAUCUUAUGCCGACUCAUCCUCCCUCACCAACCAAACGAGCAAUGCCUCACUCUCUGCUGAGGAGUUCUCUCCGGUCAAGUUCUCCCGGCCUGUGGCACCUACUCCCUCUCGAUGGAACCGCCCUGAGCCAGCCACCCCUCAGGCCCUUACACCGAUGCCCAUCAAGUGGACUCCUGGUCGGAGCGACAGCCCUAUCGGCUUGGCCGCUCUUAUUCCCCCAUCCACUCCCCAAAUGCCAAAGUGCACCUUCAAGGUUGAGACACCCACCAAUGCCGAGUUCCACUUCGGCGAGGUGUCUGCCUCGUUUAAUUCUCCUUCUUGGAUGAACGCCUCUACCAAGGCCAGUGAGCCUCGAAGAAUCAAGACUGUCAACUCCGCCCGUCGCCGACAGAGCGAACCACUUCUGCGACAGCACUUCAAGUCGCAGGCCCGACGUAAGUCGUUGUCGCCGCGAAAGGUCAGAUUCCAGGAUGACGAUAUUGUCUGCGACAAUGCCUCUAUUACACCGCCCCUGCCUUUGGCAUGCCCUACUGCUCCCGAGACCAACGUUCCUAAGAACGUUAGUGCUGCUGACGAGGACGUCACAAUGGCCACUGCCGAGCCCAUCAAUGUUGAAGCCGAGCCUGAAACCGCGGUUGAAGACAAACCUGAACCUGUCCACCAACAACCCCCAACUGUUGCUGUCACUCCUGCUGAGGACACCCCAAAUAUCCAUGCUCCCACUCUCGAACACGGCGUUUUGAACAUUGACAUGCGCCAGAACCCUGAUAUCUUCGGCGCGCAAGUCUCUUCCCCUCCCGCCCCCGUGCAGCAACUUGCUCAGUUUGCGAACGAUGGAUGCGCUGGCAACGCUAAGGUCGUAGUCACGCAAGAGAAUAGUAGACUCUUUGUUCGGUUUAAGCUUCCGACCGACUACUCCUACAUGUUCCCAGACAGCCAGGGACUCGAUGAGUCUCGCUUCACGACUUCACCGUCGGCUAUUUCUUCUUCGCCUAGAAUCAACUUCAACAACCACCGUCAACAUUCUUUCCAGCAUUCUGUCAUGUCUCCGGCUUGGUCGAACUUUGACAACACCCCCAACAUGUCGGCCAACGCUGACCGAACGCUGGUUAUGGAUUGGCCUUUGAACGGUUUUGGCUCAACACAAAAGACUCCUUCGAAACGAGACAUGUCCUAUAGUGUUUUGGAGCAGACUCCUACUAUUGCACCGGGCCUUGCACAACAUGCCACCCCUUUGGCGCAGACGCCGGUGGUCAGAACUCCCGAAGUUCCCCAAAUGGGCAACUCCAGCCCCCUGUUUUCCGAGCUCACUGCUUCUGCGAAGCCUACAUCGCCUCUUGAGCCUACCCCUAUGCGAGAGCGCAUUGAAGAGACCCCUAUCAAGUCUACAGACGCAAACACACCUACUCCUGCUCCCUCGACCGUGGCAAAUGUCACACCUGUUCCAGCUAACAAUGUCUUGGUGGCGAACGGCACUCCAUCUGUGGCAACGACCCCUACAACCUCCUUUACUCCUGUCAACAAGACAUCGCCGCGAAUUCAAGUCACUGCACCAUCUGAUGAUACCUCGACAACACCUGAGAAGAUGACACCAGCGAAGACCACACCCGUUCCAAACAGCCCUGCAGUUCCUGCGAGCGCUCGCCAAGAAACUUUUGACGAUAGCCCUGGGCGAGAUUACAUGAGAGACUUUAUCAAGCGUUCCCGUCAGACCACAACUACAGAAACCGGCUCGCCCAUGGCGCCUUCAGCGAAGCGACAACCUCUGGUGGCUAAGAGCCCCAACACUGGAAGUCCUCAGAAGAAGCGCAAGCUUGAAAAGGACGAAGAGGCUCAAUCGCCGCUUAAGAAACACAAGGAGCCUAAGGAGUCUAAGGAACCCAAGGAAUCCGACGAGCCCAAAGAACCAGCGGCGAAGCGUGUCCGCCGCACUGCCAAGGCCACCAAGCGGAAGGUUGACCCGGUCGUGGACAAGGCUGAUGACGCCCCAACCGUCCCGGAGGUGACGGCCGAACAGGUCGACAGGAAGGAUGACCAAGAUGAUGAGGCCGAGCUGGAUGGGCCAUUGACUCGACGAUCUACUCGUCUACGCACCCAGACUGGAAUCAGCUCGGGACCGAGAUCAUCGAUCCCCACUGCCAUCAAGCUGGGCCGAUCUGGUGCUGGCCGGGCCGGCGGUGCGGUCCUAAACUCGACUGUCCGAAGUGAUCAACAAGAGCUCACCGCGCAGACGCGCAUGAAUACGAAGAAGAAUAAGGGAUCUUCUGAGUAUCCCGCGCAAGUUCUGGCUAGAGUUGCAGAAUCUUCGCAGGGGGACGACUCGGACAAUAGCUCAGAUGUGCCAUCAGACUCGUCUAAGGGACGAAAGUGUGUUGUAUGGAAGGAGCCUCUUGAGAUGGUCAAGGAGGAGAAGCCCUCAAAGGGCAAGACAGUGCCAAAAGCCAAGGCUACCCAGGGGAAGACGGGCAUCGCGAAGCCCAAGACGACUUCCCAGAGCAAGCGCACGGCAAAGCUUGCAGAGAACCUGGGCAUGGUGGCUAAUGGUACACCUGCGCGGCCGACGCGAAUGACGCGAUCGAGAACUCGCUCGCAGAUUUAG